AUGGUUCGCAUCAUCUUCAACGUCCGCGGUACCGACUAUCCCCACGACCUACUCCGCCGUCUCCUCGUUACCUCGAAAUAUAUCACCAACAACGGCCGUGAGCAAGCUGCUGGCCGCAAGCCUGAGCUACGCCUUAAAUUUAACCUGCGCCAUGUUGGCCACAUGUGGCGGCACUAUUGGGCAAACAAAUGCUCUACCGAGAAGUACGAGUACGACUGCUACCUCGACCUCCUGGCCUGCCUUUGUCUGAGCCACUGCCUUGGUGAUGAUACCUUCGAGGAGGCCGUUAGAACGACAAUCAUCGGCAAACUGCGCAUUGGCAGUGAUCAGGCGAUCUUCAUCGCUUGCCUCAACGAGUUUGAGAAGAAAUCAUCUGUUCGCGCCAUCAUCGUCAACGUCACCGCCUAUCUUGUCCAGCGCAACGGCUAUCCGCGAGGUUACGUCACAGCAGUUGCCGCCCAGGCCUUCGAAGAGAUGCUUUGCUUCAAUUUCAGUGAUCACGUCACCGAGUCCGAGGUAGCUUUUAUGCCUCCAAAGUCUAAAGAGAAGCCUGCGACGUGGGAGAUUUUGGCAUCGCGCCUCAAGCCUCGUGUUACUGGCGACAUCAAUGCUUGUCGCAAGUAG
Messenger RNA from Parastagonospora nodorum SN15, 624 nucleotides. RefSeq lists its product as hypothetical. The record is from RefSeq and is a predicted model, not a curated record. The transcript is spliced from 4 exons. Bases 1 to 624 code for a protein of 207 amino acids. NCBI's taxonomy places the organism in Eukaryota, Fungi, Ascomycota, Dothideomycetes, Pleosporales, Phaeosphaeriaceae.